Peromyscus maniculatus bairdii (prairie deer mouse) is the source of this 5494-nucleotide messenger RNA. NCBI's taxonomy places the organism in Eukaryota, Metazoa, Chordata, Mammalia, Rodentia, Cricetidae. The record is from RefSeq and is a predicted model, not a curated record.
CGUAGGCUCUCCCUGCUCUUUCCCCGCUCCCUUUUGUCCCUUCGGGGUUCUCCUCCCCUCCCCGCUCCCCCCCGCUGCCCUGGCCUUCUGAUUCUGGGGGAGGGGGGCUCCUUCCGUGUUCUCCCAGAUGCUCUGCUCCCCCCCAGGAUCCCCCUUCCUCGGUUUAAUUUGCCUGCUCCCUCCUUCCCCCCAGCCUCGGCUAGCGAAACCCAGGAGAUGGGGAGGGGCUCGACCAUCGUAGAGUGGUGGUGGCCGACAGACAGUGAACAGAGUAUCUGUCAGGCAAGAGCUGCUGUAAUGGUCUAUGAUGAUGCCAACAAGAAGUGGGUGCCAGCCGGUGGCUCCACCGGGUUCAGCAGAGUACAUAUAUAUCACCAUACAGGCAACAACACAUUCAGAGUGGUGGGCAGGAAGAUUCAAGACCAUCAGGUUGUGAUAAAUUGUGCCAUUCCUAAAGGGCUGAAGUACAAUCAAGCUACACAGACUUUCCACCAGUGGCGGGAUGCUAGACAGGUGUAUGGUCUCAACUUUGGCAGCAAGGAGGAUGCCAAUGUCUUCGCAAGUGCCAUGAUGCAUGCCUUAGAAGUGUUAAAUUCACAGGAAGCAGCCCAGAGCAAGGUUACUGCUACCCAGGACAGCACUAAUUUGCGAUGUAUUUUCUGUGGGCCAACAUUGCCUAGACAAAAUUCACAACUACCUGCUCAAGUUCAAAAUGGCCCAUCCCAAGAAGAGUUGGAAAUCCAGAGAAGGCAGCUGCAAGAACAGCAGCGACAGAAGGAGCUGGAGAGAGAGAGGAUGGAGAGGGAACGGUUGGAGAGAGAACGGCUAGAGAGAGAGAGGAUGGAGAGGGAGCGCCUGGAGCAGGAGCAGCUGGAGCGCCAGCGCCAGGAAAGGGAACACUUGGAGCGCCUGGAGCGGGAGAGGCUGGAGCGCCUGGAGCGGGAGAGGCAAGACCGAGAGCGCCUGGAGCAGCUGGAACAAGUGGAGUGGGAGCGGGAGCGCAGAGUGUCCAAUGCUGCUCCAUCUUCAGACAGCUCCCUGUGUAGCGCUCCACUUCCUGAGUAUGCCAGUUGCCAGCCUCCUCCGGCACCUCCUCCAUCAUAUGCUAAAGUCAUCUCAGCUCCAGUGUCAGAUGCCACUCCUGAGUACGCUGUAGUGACUGCUUUGCCACCUACUUCCACACCCCCUACACCACCACUGCGACACUCAGCGACACGUUUUGCAACAUCUCUAGGUUCAGCCUUCCACCCUGUUCUUCCCCAUUACGCCACAGUUCCUCGUCCUCUGAACAAAAACUCUCGACCUUCUUCUCCUGUGAACACACCCUCUUCUCAGCCUCCAGCUGCGAAGUCCUGUGCCUGGUCUACUUCCAAUUUCUCGCCCCUCCCUCCAUCUCCUCCGAUAAUGAUUAGCAGCCCUCCUGGUAAAGCUACUGGCCCCAGGCCUGUCCUCCCCGUCUGUGUCUCCUCUCCCGUGCCCCAAAUGCCUCCGUCACCGACAGCACCCAAUGGGCUGCUGGACUCUGUAACAUACCCAGUGUCUCCACCGCCUACCUCAGGGCCAGCAGCGCCGCCGCCUCCGCCGCCACCACCACCACCACCGCCGCCGCCACCGCCACCGCCGCUGCCUCCCCUCGCUUCUUCGCUCUCACACUGUGGAUCACAGGCUUCUCCUCCUCCAGGCACCCCUCUUGCCUCAACUCCCUCAUCCAAGCCCAGUGUUCUCCCUUCUCCCUCUGCAGCUGCCCCUGCCUCUGUGGAGACCCCUCUAAACCCUGAGCUGGGAGACUCCUCUGCUUCCGAGCCAGGCUUGCAGCAGGCAGCCUCUCAGCCGGCCGAGACGCCAACCCCACAGGGCCUUGUCUUGGGACCACCUGCACCUCCCCCACCCCCACCCCUCCCAACAGGCCCUACCUAUGCCUCAGCUCUUCCUCCCCCCCCUGGGCCACCUCCACCACCUCCACUGCCAUCUACUGGGCCUCCUCCACCUCCUCCCCCACCCCCUCUUCCUAAUCAAGUUCCUCCCCCUCCUCCGCCCCCUCCCGCCCCGCCCCUCCCUGCAUCUGGAAUUUCCUCUGGACCCCUGUCAGAAGACAAUCGCCCGUUGACUGGACUUGCAGCUGCGAUUGCGGGAGCCAAACUUAGGAAAGUGUCUCGGGUGGAGGAUGGCUCUUUCCCAAGUGGAGGGAGUACUGUGGGUGUGAACUUGGCCUCAUCCAAAACAGAUGCUGGUCGUGGGAAUGGACCCCUUCCUCUAGGGGGUAGCGGCUUAAUGGAGGAGAUGAGUGCCCUGCUGGCCAGGAGGAGAAGAAUUGCUGAAAAAGGGUCAACCAUAGAAACAGAACAAAAAGAAGACAGAAGUGAAGAUUCGGAGCCUGUAACUUCUAAGGCCUCUUCAACAAGUACACCUGAACCGACCAGAAAACCCUGGGAAAGAACAAACACAAUGAAUGGCAGUAAGUCGCCUGUCAUCUCCAGACCCAAAUCUACACCUUCGUCACAGCCCAGUGCCAAUGGAGUCCAGACAGAAGGACUCGACUAUGACAGACUGAAGCAGGACAUUUUAGAUGAAAUGAGAAAAGAACUAGCGAAGCUGAAGGAAGAGCUUAUUGAUGCAAUCAGGCAGGAACUGAGCAAGUCGAAUACUGCAUAGAGAAGCGAACUAAGAGAGACAGGACUUGAAUCUGGAGAAAAACAAGAAUUCCUACAAACAACUGUUAACAACCCCCUACGAUUUUUAAGCUGUAAGAAGAAAAUGGAUACAGUCAGGAGGGAAAAAGCGCCAACCUCUGAAAGCCUCCAGACAUAGCGACUCUGGCAAUCAGCUGCUCCCUCCCGGCGUGCUCCUGUUCUGACCUUUACCGCAGGAUGAAGACUUGUGUUUGAAUUCCCUAGCAGUACUAAACCCAUCAGGCAAGAAAUAUUUUCAUGUCUAGAUGAAACUGCACGUUUUCCACAAUCCAUUGCUAAAAUAAAGAUAAAGGCUUAGGAGGUUUUUUUCAGGGGGCGCUGAUGAAGAAUUUAAUUUAGCAAGUUCUGCUGUUGCAUUGUAAACGUUUCUCUCAGGUUUGUCUUCCUAUCAUAUUUGAUAUUCCGUGAAUAGUUAAGAUCAUAAAAUAUGGAACAAAUGGAAUUGUAUGUGCUUUCAAAGGGUGGUAUUUAUAAGAAAGGUCCUAAAAUGUUUAGUCCCACUUGAGGAAUUUAGAAUGAUAGGAAGUCUCUCGGGUUAGCCUUCAUGCAAUUUUGUAGUUUAAAACAAAAUCCGUCCAGAAUUUAAAUAUUUAGAUGCCUUCCUAAAUUGUUACAAUGCUUUACCAAAUCUAUGACUUCUAUAUACAAACAGUGGUCAAAUGUAAAACAUUCUAUUAUAGAUUUCCUGUAGGUUUUCAACCUUUUUUAGACUUAUGCAUGCGGACAUUUUUAUAAUGUAAUUACAAUCACCACAAAGUUAGCUUUUUUAAUUACAGACAGUAAUGCAUGUCACACUAAUAUGUAGUGGCCUUUUCAAGGCCUAGUCCCAGGGGAAAAUAUUUUGUAGAAUAUAGGGAAGUGGGAGGAAGGGGAGGAAUAAUUUUUUAUUUGAAGUUAAUUCUGCACUAUCUUUUUUUUCCUCAAUUAUCUGCAUGAAUUAUGAGAAAUAUUUUGUGACUUUAGUCGAUAAACAUGUUAACAAAACCAAGUACUUAAUCUUUUACAUCAUGUCUUCAGCUAUUUGUAUUUUAACCAGCAAUUCCCAUGGUCUGAAGCAUGAUUCUGAGCUUCACAUGAAUUACACCUCACUGUGGACCUCCAGAGUUUGAUCACUGAACUUGGCAGUUGCUGUCACCAGACCCUGCAGUGCUGCGGGUGUCUGGGUGCAUGCUCCUGAGUGGAUGCUGCUCUUGACCUUGGUUGUGCUGAAAUGCAAGAAAUAUCAAUGAUGGCAGCAGUUGGGGUCACAGAAGUCACCAGAUAAAGGGAAACCAGUGGGGAGUUCUGCAGUUUUCUUUUCAUAAAACUGAAGUGAUACUUAGACCCAGAGAGAGAGGUGUGUGUGUGUGUGUGUGUGUGUGUGUGUGUGUGUGUGUGUGUGUGUGUGUGUGUGUGUGUGUGUGUGUUGGGUGUGUUCCACCCCUUUUUGUUAUAAUUGGCAAGAUUAAAAUAAGGGAGAAAUUCUAUUUGUUGUAAUGUUAGCUUUUGGGAAAAUCUAGGAAAUCAAAAAUUCUCCAGGCUCUCCAUCAUGAUUUAUGCUUGAGUUAUUCAUGUGCCAUACUUGCUUUGGUUAUCAAAACGUUAAAAAAAAAAAAAAUGGGGGAAAUAAUCCACUUUCUUUUGCUUUCUAGAUUUCAUGUCUCAGUUUUAAAACAAAGCUUGAUGACAGCGUAGUUUUCUAAACGCUACAAUUUGCAGUCAUCACACUACCGAGAAGUUGAAUGAGGAUUUUUUUUUCCUUGUUAAGAGUUUGUUUCUGUAGAAACUUCAUUUUUAGAUUAAACUGUGAGGGAUGAGCUACCCUAGUUCAAAUACACAGCUCUUCUUCUGCCUGCUCUCCAUUGUCAUGCAGUAAUGGUGAAGGCAGUAAAGAUGCAGUGAGCUCAUCAGUUGUUCUCUCAAAGAAAUAGUCAUUGCAUUUUACUGUUGGUCUUCUGAUUAUGCGCUCCUUUGAUAAUGUAAAUGUGUGCAUCCCUUACAGAUCUGAUCAAACAUCACUUUUGAUUUUGUUGCUGAAGUUAAAUAGUCUGUAAUAGGUAGAGUACUGGGUAUCAGUGGUCCAAAGUGAGACAGAAUACUAAAGUCAGAUGCUAAGUCCUAAAAGAAACUGGUUUAUGCACUAAACGUUUUGUGCCUUGGUCUAAUAUUUAACACAAUGUCUGUGUAAAAUGAUAAAAAAAAAAAAAAAAAGAACCAGUGUUGACUCAUGCUAUAUCCUCCAUAAUACUGCAUUAUCCCACAUGGCUAAUGUGUCCCUUCCUAAAGUGUGAUUGGACUAUUCUGUAUGUCCACUGUCAGACAUGACAGUCUUGUCAUUGUUAGAGAUUUCAGUGAUUAAAAUGGGAAACCGAAGCUUAGGUUAUUUUCCCAGAACUGUUCCUUGGAACCGUAGUAUGAUGGUGGGUUUUGCUUUUGUGUGUUGAAUGUCUUCAGCUGAGUACAGUUUAGGGGUCCUUUCUAACUACAGGAAGGCACUGCUCUCCUCAACACUGUGAUCCGACCUGCGACAGCUCUACAACACACCCUGUAAAUGGCUAGCACGUCAAUAGCAAACAACCUGAAUGUACAAACCUUAGUGCUGGUGCUGAAAUCUCUAAAGAAUAGUCGUCAUGAUCUCAGAGUUUGUUCACAACUUACAAGCAUAACGUGUCAAUCAGAACUAAAGAAUGUUGACUCCUCAUGCUGCAGGUGUAUUUCCUGUUUAGGUUUUUCAGUUCUCUGCUGUUUUUACCAUAACUGUUUCAUUUAAAUUUCUUACACGCUAACUUCAUUUGUGUGAUUGAAAUAAAAUUUCAGUAUAUACA